CGCUCCUGCGGUAUAGGCCCUGUCAUUCGGAUCACUUGUCAGGCGAUGCUUUCGGGUGCGUCUGCCAGGGAAAUUGUGCUGCGGAAUAGAAGAUUCCGGCGGGGCUAUCUCGAGAUGUGUGUUCUCUUGGAGUGAGGGCCGCAAAUCAAUUUCGGCGUGACUGUUGGCGUAACGGCUGCGGCGGAUUGCCGAGAGAGAUGAGUGUGUGUCUUACAAAGUAUGCAGCAACUUUCGUGUAAGUUUUAGCCGCUUGCCGAAAACGUUGCACACACUCCGACUGUCUGCGAAAAUGGACGGUCUCUCCUUCGACGAAUUUGAGGACCGCAAGUUGAGCGAGCUCUACGACCGGAAUUUCGCAAAUGCGCGCGAUCUCGCAACCGGCUGGCGGGACUUGGAGUUCCCAAAAGCUCUCGGGCGAGGAGGCGCUUCUGGGCGGCAUUACCCGCUGGGAUACAGCGAUGACGCGCCGUCUGCUGUGCAGGAUAGAAGCAGAAAUGCGAGACCAGCACUGGGUGGGCGGCGCGGAACAAAUGAAACACCAGGAAGAUAUGCGGUGGAAGACUCUCGAGGUGAGCAUGACAGGCGGAUUAUACGCGUAUUUGUCUGCAGCUUGUUGAUGUGAUGACGUGGACGUACUGCCAUUCCUGAACGAACAUUGGUAUCGAGUUUUUCUUUCGUUCACGAAAAUCCAUCGAUUUGUCGUUUUUACUUGUCUCUCUUGUGGUCAAAACUUAACAGAACUACAACUGCUCUAGGCGGGGGCGGCGCGAUGGCGGCCCUUCCUCCAGCGAGGAGUCAGGCCCGCGGGCAAUUACAUGCGACUAGCAACACACGGCAGCCGCAGGUCCGGGACACGGACGCAGGGCAGUUUUUGGAGCAAAUCAACAUGACGCAGCACAUCGACCAGGAUCGUCGACCGGUCGUGCGAAACGAUACCACUGGAGGUGCGGCAACAAGAAACAAGCCACUCCCAAACCGCAAUUCUUCGUCGUGGAAGCCCAGCAACGAGCUCCGUGCUUUGGGGAACGUGAGUGCGCGGCCGGCGCCAGUGAGUGCCCGCCCGGUGGCAGCCGCAGCCUCGUCGGGCGGCGGGGAAAAAGGUGCAUUUGUAGGAUGGAAAAGUAAUUGAAAGCUCUUGCAGAAUAUUUGAAUGAUCUUGAAACUGAAAGAUGACCUGAGAACCAAGACGAGAAAGAUGAGGAAACUACUUACUGCAAGUCCCAGACAACACAAAAUCAAAUUUGACCCGAACGUGAAAGCACGCACAGAAAUCGAUCCAACAACGCUCUACAAUUUCUGUUGCCAGCUUGCAGGAGCGUUUUGUCCACUAGUGAUGAGCACCUUGAAUACUUGCUACUUUCGACUUGCUGCAAGGCUUGCGUGAGAACAAACUUCAAACC
Molecule: messenger RNA, 1400 nt
Organism: Amoebophrya sp. A120
Lineage: Eukaryota; Dinophyceae; Syndiniales; Amoebophryaceae
Source: the annotation of a GenBank genome assembly